This is a messenger RNA of Acomys russatus (golden spiny mouse), 1465 nucleotides long. It is a transcript of the gene Stk32a, whose product is annotated as serine/threonine kinase 32A. Gene Ontology annotation, molecular function: G protein-coupled receptor binding; ATP binding; G protein-coupled receptor kinase activity. The record is from RefSeq and is a predicted model, not a curated record. The coding region runs from base 241 to 1434 and encodes 397 amino acids. Gene Ontology annotation, biological process: regulation of signal transduction; protein phosphorylation; G protein-coupled receptor signaling pathway. NCBI's taxonomy places the organism in Eukaryota, Metazoa, Chordata, Mammalia, Rodentia, Muridae. The transcript has 13 exons.
CUGUCUGCAGCUGCAGGUGCCUGCGCCCAGCGCGCAAUCCUGCUUGGCCAGUCCCUCAGCCACGUCCUGCUAGGCAGGUGUCUUCUGUCUCCAUCGUUCCCGUGUUGUUAGCCCCUGCUUCUCGAAUGGAAGCAUCAUUCUGAGACAUCCAGCUACAUUUCUGAGGCCUACAUUGAACAGCAAUGAGUGUUUCUCCCAGGGUACUGUAACUAGAGUGUCCAGGUCAGUGCAAACUUGACCAUGGGAGCCAACACUUCAAGCAAAGCACCAGUGUUUGAUGAAAAUGAGGAUGUCAACUUUGACCAUUUCGAAAUUUUGCGAGCCAUUGGGAAGGGCAGUUUUGGGAAGGUCUGCAUCGUGCAGAAGAACGACACCAAGAAGAUGUACGCCAUGAAGUACAUGAAUAAGCAGAAGUGUGUGGAGCGCAACGAAGUGAGGAAUGUCUUCAAGGAGCUCCAGAUCAUGCAGGGCCUGGAGCACCCUUUCCUGGUGAACCUGUGGUAUUCCUUCCAAGAUGAGGAAGACAUGUUCAUGGUGGUGGACCUGCUGCUUGGUGGGGACCUGCGCUACCAUCUGCAGCAGAACGUCCACUUCCAGGAGGACACAGUGAAGCUCUUCAUCUGUGAACUGGCCUUGGCCCUGGACUACCUGCAGAGCCAGCGCAUCAUCCACAGGGAUAUGAAACCCGACAAUAUUUUACUUGAUGAACAUGGGCAUGUGCACAUCACAGACUUCAACAUUGCAGCCAUGCUGCCCAAGGAGACUCGGAUCACCACCGUAGCUGGCACCAAGCCGUACAUGGCACCAGAGAUGUUCACCUCUAGGAAGGAGACGGGCUACUCCUUUGCUGUUGACUGGUGGUCCCUGGGGGUGACAGCCUAUGAACUGCUGAGAGGCCGGAGACCAUAUCACAUCCGAUCCAGUACUUCCAGCAAGGAAAUUGUGAACAUGUUUGAGACGGCAAUUGUAACUUACCCUUCUGCCUGGUCACAGGAGAUGGUAUCCCUUCUUAAAAAGCUACUUGAACCUAAUCCAGACCAACGAUUUUCUCACUUGACCGAUAUUCAGAAUUUCCCUUACCUGAGUGACAUGAACUGGGAUGCUGUCCUGCAGAAGAGGCUUGUUCCAGGCUUCAUUCCAACUAAAGGCAGGCUGAAUUGCGACCCCACUUUUGAGCUUGAGGAAAUGAUUUUGGAGUCCAAACCUCUUCACAAGAAAAAGAAGCGCCUGGCAAAAAAGGAGAAAGAGAUGAGAAAAUGUGACUCCUCUCAGGCAUGUCUUCUUCAAGAGCAUCUUGAUGCUGUUCAGAAGGAAUUUAUAAUAUUCAACAGAGAAAAAGUAAAAAGAGACUUUAAUCAAAGACAAGCAAAUCUAGCUUUGGAACAAACAAAAAACAAUGAAGAAGAAGAGGAUGGCCAGAGUAACAACCUGUAAGAUGCUUCAGCAUCUUAGGGGCUCAGUUCUC